AAUUGCGUGUUGCCAAGAUCUCGGCGAUGGACUUCGAGCGGCGGCUCGCCGACAUGGACUGGCGGCUCGUCGACGCCUUCGACCUGCAGCACAUUGACACGGUGCUACUGCAGGAGAUGGUGCCAUCGGUCACGUACGGCCUCGUGACCGAGGCCAUGUGCGCGUCGCCGCGGCUCGCCUGCAAGCUCAUUUGCAUCCUGCAGCUCUUGCUCGAAAUGUUCAUUGGCUGCCGAAAGCACGACGCGUACGAUGUGCAAUUGCUCCAAGACGACCUCUCGAGUGCGCUGCGCGACCGAGAUGGGUACCGCUUGCGGCUAAAGGAGGCGCUUACAGACACAAAGGCACUCAAGGUCCAGCUCGCGCGAACAACGACCUUGCUCAAGAGCUGCGGCCACGUCUUGCAUGCCCACGGGUGCUCGCCGCACGCCAUUGCUGCGCUCGAAGCGCUUUUGGCUACGCCAUUGACAGCCAACGCCGAUGCUACCGUCAAGGUGGCGCACCUCUGCGCGUUCUGCGGCAAGGCGUUUGGCACACAAGACUACCUCUUAAAGCACCUCGAGCGCCGUCAUCCGGGCGGCACGGUCGAUGCAGCGUCACCGGAAGAAGAGGAACCGACGGUCAUGUACGCCAAGCCAACGACGACACGGAGCAAGCCAUCCUUGCCCGACUACCAAGCCAUUCUGAGCAAGCUCGAGACGAUGCUUUCGCAGCACGAAGUGUCGAUACGCGCGGUCGCGGCCGACGAGACGGCCAAGCUACAGGCGAUGCAGACCGAGAUGCACCUCGAGAGCGGUAUCAAAACGGAGCUGCACGUCGCGCGCGCCGCUGUCAAUGCGCGGCUGGACGACGCCCAGCGUCACUUGGCCCACAUUCUGGAGGAGCGUGACGACGCCAUGAAACAACUCUUGGAGCUCAAAGACGAGAUUGCGCUGCUCAAACAAAAGCAAGCGAUGCAACCAGCACCCCCGCGUGUCGACGUUGUCGUGCCCGACGUCAAGGACCGGCUGACGAUCGAGCGGCUGCAGGCCAUCGUCGAGCACUCCAAGGACGCCCUUGCGAUCGCGCGGGACGACUUGAAAACGACACACGACAAGUACGCCGACUUGCUCGUGGCGCACGAGCGCACGAAAUUCGAGCUCGCAGCUGUUGAGAAAGACCUGAUGCAUGCGCGACAACCGCCGACUCCAGUGCCAACAGCGUCCGUCAUGUGUCAAACCAACUCUGCAGCAGACACAAAGGACGCGGCGGCGCAAACCGCACCUCCGCCCGAGCCGCAGAGGAUCGAAGUACCCAUCGUGCCCGAGCAAGUCCACGUUCUACCAGCGAUGGCGGCGCCUGCCGUUCAAGCCACACCUGCAGCUGUGGAAGUGGCGCACACCGGUGUACAAACCGACGCCGUACUGAUCGACGCUCCAUUCGAACCGCAAGCGGUGCCCGAAGCAGCGCGCGUCGAGGUCGUGUCCGAGCCCGUCGUAUCCGAGCCGACACCACGUCCAAGCGUCCGGCUUCCGCCCGAGCUCGUUGCCGUGCACAUCGAAGACGUUUUGGCGCAGGUUCUGGCGCGUGCCGAGAGACCGGAUGCGAAGCCGGCCACUCUCGCACGCAACCAUGAGCUGGCGCGUCGUCCGUUCCUCAAGAGCGUCUGGCCUCAUAGCGCGGCAGCAGUCGAGUCGCGCAUCAAAGAGCACUUGGCGACGCUGGACCAAACGUGCGAGCGCUACGGCGUGAGUCGGUUAGCGACCAAACUGAGUCAUUCGCAGCACGCGCUCGCGACGACGGCGCUCAAGGCCCACUUGCACGCAAUGCCGGUGGCCGUGUUGCAGAAAAUGGUGGCCAUCGAUACGACGGCCGAAGCACUCGUGACCUCCGAGUGGAUCCCAAAUGAAGCGUCGCGGCAGACGGCAUUGGCCGCGAUCAAGACGCGCAUGGACGAGCAAGAUGCGACGCAAACCCACUGGGUCAUGCGGAUUCUUGAGAAGAAGACGUCGCCCGAUGCCCCACCCGCGACGACGACGACGCUCACAAAAGUACUUCGACGUCCGCCACCAGUCGACAUGGCGACCACCGACAAGUCUGACGCGGUGCACGCACCACCGACAACGCACAUGCUCGUUGACGCUAUCGACGCAUCGAGCUUGCCAACCGAGCGACACCACGAGUCAACCGUGGUAACUCUGGAGAGUGCGCACAUACACGACGAAGAUGUGCCCGUGUCGGCGGUGUCCCAAGAGCCAAAGUCAGUGACGUCGACGGCAUCGGCCAUCUCGCUCGACCCAGCACCGACUCUGAUCCUAUCACGAGUCAGCCCCCACGAAGUGGAAGCAUCUGCGUCCGCUAUGCCAGAACCAAGGGCGGCCACGCCAGCGCACCCUGGGCUCGAUACUGCUGAGACCACGGAAGCGCCACCGGCGGAGGCGCCAAAGGCGGGUCACGUCAUCUCUGUGGGGCGUAAAGCGGCGCCGCGCGAAGAGGAAAGAGACGAGACACGCAGCGGUGUUCAUACCCCGCCGCCGAUCAUCGCAGCGCUGGGGAUCUCUCGGGACGAAGCGCCUGUCACGGAUGCUCCGAGGACAAACGAUGACGAGACGACAGAUAUUGCAAGCCGAGCUGCGCCGCGCUCCAACGAGGAUACUGUCAUCACAACACCUUUUAUCUCUGACACCACGCCAACAGAAGGCGUCUUUGGCAACGACAGCGACGAUCUCGAAGCAUUGCACGAGCUGAAUCAAGAUGCCGACGUGGAGGAUGAGGACGGUAACGACGACAGCGAAGAUCGCAAUACUCUUCAGGACGUCGAUCGGUCGCCCACCGAGGACACGCCAGCCCAGAGACCGAAGGAAGUAAAAGCGUCGAGCAGUCCUCCUUCCCUGCAGCAGGAUGGCGGUGGCACGUAUCGAUACGCUGUAGCGUCCGUCGAUGACAUGCCCGACGACGACGACAUCCAAGAGCUCGACAUUAGCGACAGCAUGGUAUCGACGCAACCUCGCACAAGCGUCUUGUCGGGCGACAUCUCGGGCGACGAAGAUGAACCAGUGAUUCCAACCAUCGACGAGGACACACCACUCGUUGAAGAACACCACGAUGACGACGACGCGUCUCCGAUUGAGGCCGCAAAAGACGCCGACUCGGAAGACGAGGUGACUCCAGCUCCAGAUCGAGGCGACGUCUCGAUGACAAGUGUGGACGAUCCCCAAACUGGAUCUGGCCACGACGAGACGCCAACCACACCCAUCGUUGAGACGUCCACGUUCCAAGCCAGCAGUGUGCUUUCGUCCAUAGAGUCGAUCCCAGAUGACUCGGUGGUCGAGAGCUCUGUCCUUGACGCGUCCGUGUUGGAAUCCUCCGUACUUGACGACUCUGUCGCUGACGCCUCUGUCGAGUCCUUUAUUGCUUCAAGCCCCGCUGUUUUGCGCGGGAGAGACAUGGACGACGACACGUACGCGCGGCCAAAGACGGCGCCACGCAUGAGUCUCCGCGACAGCUUGCUUCAGACCAAACAGUCGGCUCCUCCUCGUUCGACGUCGUUUUCCCGCCCGAGCAUCAACCGUUGGGGCCGUGACGAUGACGACGACGACACGCUGCCAGAUGCAACGCCACUGCAGAGUCUGCGGCACAAUGCCACGAUGGACGACGACUUGGAAGAAGAAGAGCUGGCGUAAUCAAACGACACAAAUACUAGACAUCCAGAGAAGCUAGGUCGCCGACGAUGUCGCGCGGAGGCAGUACGUGCACCAGUAGUAGCUUGAGCGCGACCCCAAGACCUUCGUUGGUCUUGGCGCUUACUGGGAAGCAGUCGAGUCGCACUUGCUCGUGC
Molecule: messenger RNA, 3814 nt
Organism: Saprolegnia diclina VS20
Lineage: Eukaryota; Oomycota; Saprolegniomycetes; Saprolegniales; Saprolegniaceae
Exons: 9
Coding region: 27-3659 (1210 amino acids)
Cellular component (GO): cytoplasm
Source: RefSeq, a predicted model, not a curated record